Phacochoerus africanus (Common warthog) is the source of this 1425-nucleotide messenger RNA. RefSeq names its product TM2 domain containing 1 (gene TM2D1). The transcript has 7 exons. Gene Ontology annotation, biological process: apoptotic signaling pathway. NCBI's taxonomy places the organism in Eukaryota, Metazoa, Chordata, Mammalia, Artiodactyla, Suidae. The record is from RefSeq and is a predicted model, not a curated record. The coding region runs from base 39 to 656 and encodes 205 amino acids. Gene Ontology annotation, molecular function: G protein-coupled receptor activity; amyloid-beta binding.
CGGAACCGGAAGUUGCGGGGGACGCCCCGGUGCUCAGCAUGGCGGCCGCCUGGCCCUCCAGGCCGGCUGCUCCCGAAACAGUGGCCGCCCGGUUCCUCGGUGUCCUGUGGUUCAUAUCAGCCACCACUGGACCUUGGGGAGCUGCCGCCGGCGGCAGCGAGGAGCCACUUAAGUGCGAGGACCUCAAAGUGGGACAAUAUAUUUGUAAAGAUCCAAAAAUAAAUGAUGCCACACAAGAACCAGUUAACUGUACAAACUACACAGCUUAUGUUGCAUGUUUUCCAGCACCCAACAUAACUUGUAAGGAUUUUGGUGGCAAUGAAACACAUUUUACUGGAAAUGAAGUUGGUUUUCUCAAGCCCAUACCUUGCCGGAAUGUAAAUGGCUAUUCAUACAAAGUGGCAGUUGCACUGUCUCUUUUUCUUGGAUGGUUGGGAGCAGAUCGAUUUUACCUUGGAUACCCUGCCUUGGGUUUGUUAAAGUUUUGCACUGUAGGGUUUUGUGGAAUUGGGAGCCUAAUUGAUUUCAUUCUUAUUUCAAUGCAGAUUGUUGGACCUUCAGAUGGAAGUAGUUACAUUAUAGAUUAUUAUGGAACCAGACUUACAAGACUAAGCAUUACCAAUGAGACAUUUAGAAAAACGCAGUUAUAUCCAUGAAUAUUUUUAAAAGAAACAAUCCAUAUUUGCCUUGGUAUCUAUCCAAAGAGCUAAAGAUCAUCACGGAGUCUGAAACCAUGAGGCAACAUGGAUACUUCUGGCAUUGAUUCAGGCCUCUGAAGUGUGGACUUUUUCCUUUUUGCUUUGGAAGUGAUACACUAGCUUUUGGAGGACGAGAUACUGACUCAUCUAGCUCAGUGCAGUUAUAUUUGAAGCCGGCUGGACAAGGUGGGAACACCAAACAGAUGAAUAAUGUCUUCCAUCUGUUAGCACUGCCCAGCAGAUGCCGGCACAAGUGUCUUAAGUGAGGCACCAGUGUCUGGAGGAAGCAGCACCUGUACAUUAGCACUGGUUUUUCUUCCUGUGUUUAGAAGGGUUUUAAGAGAUGGAAAUACACGAAAUGUUAUGUCCCUAAAAUUCUGUCAUACUCUUAACUUUAGUAACAGGCAUACCAAUUUCAAAAUUACUGGAAUCUGGGCUCCCCAAAAGUAAAAAGCAUAAUUUUUCAUCCCUCAUUUCACUCAUAAAUAUACAGUAUAGUCCAGUUAGCUUCAUAACAUGUUAGACAUUCACUAACAGCUUCUUCAGUUGGUAGAUUAUUUAAGUAUUGAUAUAUGAAGUGAAUUUGGAUUGACUUCUAAUAUAUACCCGGAAUGGUGUCUGAUUUGUUCAUUAAUGAAAAUACUGAGUGUCUACCAUGUAUUUUAUUUAUUUGUUAUUUAUUUAUUUUUAUGGUCGUGCCCAUGGCAUGGCAGAAGCUCCUGGGCCA